CGGCGAACACAUUUUGCGUGAAUUAUAUCUGUUCCCCGUUUUUCGCCAGACACUUCUUUCUUCUACACAGACAAAACUCGUCAUGUGCAAAAAGGCAACUUGUGAUACCUGCGGCAAGCGCUCCUGGUGGGGAUGCGGAUACCAUAUUCCCUCCGUCAUGGACUCUGUCCCAGAGGAAGAACGAUGCAAAUGUGAGCCCGCAGUUAAAGUAGAAGGCAAGGACUAUCCGCCAAAGGCAGGAAAGCCGGACGAGUAGUGUUUCGCUUGCACAGAUUGUGCAUCAUUUUAUGAACAGAAGGCAUAGAUGGAUUGUAGAGAAGUAAGGCAUGUAGUUUGGAAGGGUUGUUCAGCAAAUAAAGGCUUAGUUGAUGUUUUGA
This is a messenger RNA of Umbelopsis ramanniana AG, 377 nucleotides long. RefSeq lists its product as uncharacterized. Lineage: Eukaryota; Fungi; Mucoromycota; Umbelopsidomycetes; Umbelopsidales; Umbelopsidaceae. The transcript is spliced from 3 exons. The coding region runs from base 83 to 256 and encodes 57 amino acids. The record is from RefSeq and is a predicted model, not a curated record.